AUCCUUCCAUAUCAACCCAUCCACACACCCCCCCCCUGGCCUGUCGCUGCCGCCAAAUAUCGACCUGCUGCUCAUCCAUUCGCCGCCGCCAAUCGUCAUUUCUCCGUCUCGCUGCGGAUACGAAACUCUUCGACUCGCUUCUGCCUUCUCUUUUUGCGCCACCGCAUACUCCACGGAUGCCUCCGACUCUCCCCAAACCACGCUCCAUGAACACAUCGCUGGUCAUUCCCAACCGAACUGGCCCGAACCGAACCGAACCGGACCCGGCAAUAUCCGCAUCGAUCCCGACUCCCUAUAGUUCUGUCGCAAUGAGUUUGUUGGUCUACGAUCCUACCAUUGAAGACUCGUAUCGAAAGCAGAUUCUGGUCGACGGAAAGCCGUGCCAGCUGGAAAUCCUGGACACGGCCGGACAGGAAGAGUAUAUUUCUCUCCGCGACCAGUGGAUUCGUGAUGGCGACGGAUACGCCAUCGUCUAUUCGAUCAACGACCGGAACACAUUCGAGCGUAUCGAAAAGUUUGCCCUCCAGAUCGCCAGGGUGAAGGAGAGCGAGUACUCGAGCCUGCUGCUCAUCGGAAACAAAAUCGAUCUGGACUCCGAGCGCCAAGUCUCGAAAGAAGAAGGUGCCGCCAAGGCCCGGCAGCUUGGUGCCGAGUUCAUCGAGACCAGUGCAAAGACCUCGAUCAACGUCGAAAAGGCGUUCCAUCAGAUCAUUCGCAGCUUCCGUCGAUAUGCAACCGGCGGAGCUACCAGCGGGGCGUCCUCAAAGAAGUCCCAGGGAUGCCACUGCAUCAUUGUUUAGGCAACGUCCUCUGGCUCUACCCUUCGUCCCGCCUUCUCGACUGUCCUCCUGUCCAGAACCCACCAGCCUUCUCCAAACGCAUGCGAUUUCGCUGCUCGAGUGUCUAUUUAAUUGCUCGCUUCCCUUGCCAUGCUCCCAGAUGCUCUUGUCCUGCCUUGCCAUUCUUCUGACCCAGCAGGUCCUCCAACCGGCCUUCCCGUGUCAGAUACG
Messenger RNA from Polychytrium aggregatum, 1010 nucleotides. Its product is annotated as ras-related protein R-Ras2-like protein. Gene Ontology annotation, molecular function: GTPase activity; GDP binding; GTP binding. Lineage: Eukaryota; Fungi; Chytridiomycota; Chytridiomycetes; Polychytriales. The record is from RefSeq and is a predicted model, not a curated record. Gene Ontology annotation, biological process: signal transduction. Gene Ontology annotation, cellular component: plasma membrane. Bases 177 to 800 code for a protein of 207 amino acids. The transcript has 5 exons.